CUUGAUGCAAUUUUUUUUAUAGAUUCAUUGUAGCUGGCUAGGCCUCUGGUUGCAAUUAGCAAUGGUUGAAAUCAGAUUCACAGACAAGACUCAACAGAAGUAUACAUUUGACCUGUUAAGUUGGAGAAGGUUUUGUACUAUACUGAGGAUUCUUUUUCCGUCUGUGAUCUCAAUAGUAUCAGCAUUGUUUUUACUGUUAAUAAUCAGUGCUGUUGGUGAACAAUUCUUAAUCUAUUUUGUUGGCCUGAUUCCAAGUAAAUUCUAUUAUGUGUUGGGAUACCAAGAUUUCCAUGGAUUCAUGCAAGAGACCUGGAAAGCAUUGCUACUUAUUUCCUGUGUUGCAUUAGCUAAAAGUUGCAAAGAGUAUAUCAGUUCAUUGCUAUCUGUGCAUUGGAGAGAUCAACUAACAACUUACCUUCACCAUCUCUAUCUAAAGGAUGUUUGUUAUUAUCAACUUAAUGUUUUACAAGUUGGUAAAAUAGAUAAUCCGGAUCAACGGAUCGCUGAUGAUGUGAAAAACUUAUGCACAAAGUUCAGCUCAAUGGUGGCACUAUUAAUCAUAUCACCAAUCACUAUCACCUAUUACACUGUAAAGGUAGCUAAAGUGACUGGUUAUGUCGGACCUUUGUGUAUAUAUGGGUUCUUUGUGCUUUCAAACAUCAUUAACAAGUUCAUAAUGUCCCCUGUGGUGAACUUUAAAGUGAAGCUAGAUCGAAAAGAGGGAGAAUUCAGAUACAAGCAUAUGCAAAUAAGAUCACAUUCAGAGUCAAUAGCAUUUUACCAGGCUGCUGAUGUUGAGUUGAACAGUACCGAUCGAAAGUUUGCCAGCUUGUUGGACACACUACGGCACUAUGUAAAUCGAGAAUUUUGGUUGCACGUUUCAGUCAAUGUGUGUGAUUAUAUUGGUAGAAUAGUUAGCUACAUCAUCAUUGCCAUACCAGUGUUCAGUGGUGACUAUAGUGGUAUGACUCCACAGGACAUCAGUAGUCUUGUCAGUGCUAAUUCUUUCAUAUGUAUGUAUCUAAUAUACUCAUUCACCCAGCUUAUUGAUUUGUCAAAUAAAGUCUCUGUCAUUGCAGGCAUCUCGCAUCGUAUUGGUGAAUUGAUUGAGGUUCUGCUCGAUGUAAGUCCAGUUAGCCCACAGGUACCAAAGCCCAGUUCAAAAUAUAAUGUAUCCUGUUUCAGACAUCAAAAGCUGAUCAAUGAAUAUAGUGAUGAUGAAGACACUUCUAAAUUAUCCAAUAAAGAAAACUUGGAUGAAAAUGAAUUUUUUCAGAUAGAGAAUGUUGCAAUAUAUCCACCAAAUAGAGAAGGUGUUUUAAUUGAAGGUUUUUCCCUGGUUAUAAAGUAUGGAAGAAAUAUUUUGAUAACUGGCAAAACCGGAAGCGGAAAAACAUCGCUACUGCGAAUGCUAUAUGGUCUUUGGCCAUAUGUUGGCGGCUGCGUUAAUAAAAAAAAUGAAAAAGAUUUCUUUAUUUUACCUCAAAAACCAUACCUGAUUGAUGGAUCACUAGAAGAGCAGCUCAUUUAUCCAGACAAAAAGAAAAAGAAAAAUGAAGAUCUAAUUGGUUUGGCGAAGAUGGUGGGGCUUGAGCAAGUGCUGUCACGUGUAAAUGGUUUGAAAGAGCAAGUAGAUUGGAACUGGUAUGAUGUUCUUACACCAGGGGAAAUGCAAAGAAUCUCGUUUGCAAGGCUUUUCUAUCAUAGGCCUAAACUUGUCUUUUUAGAUGAAUCAACCAGCGCUCUGUCAACCACCACUGAAGCUCAGCUAUAUAAACAAUGUGAAGCCUAUCACAUUACCACGGUGAGCGUUGGGCAUCGGGAAUCCUUGCGGCGGUUUCAUAAUUGUGAGCUUAUUUUAGACGGUAAUGGUUCCUGGAGUCUGAAGAAUAUUUUAAUAUUUAAUGGUUAAAACCAUUCGGGCUAACAAAUACGCACAAAAUAAUCUACACAAGAAGAUGAUUUUAUAUUGAAAUUGCAUUUUACAUGAUUAAGAUUGAAUUAUAUUUUAAUAUACAAAAAGUGGUUUUAUAUUAUUGAUAAAAAGAAAACUGAACUGUCAAAGAUUUGCAAAAACAUAUUCUCUAGUAUUAACAAAAAUGUAUUAAUUUUUGUUUAUAUUGAAUUACCUUUAAUAUCUAUAUAGCAAUUGUAUUUGUAUGUCUGCUCUCCCACAGGAGGUUAAUAGUUUGAUUUGAUUUGGCAUAAUGGAAGUGCCUUUUUCUCAAAACUAAAAUAUUAGAUAAUAUAUGAAUUUAUGAUUAAUAAAUUGAUGAAUAAAUGAAUUUUUCUAACUUUA
Molecule: messenger RNA, 2299 nt
Organism: Anneissia japonica
Lineage: Eukaryota; Metazoa; Echinodermata; Crinoidea; Comatulida; Comatulidae
Product: ATP-binding cassette sub-family D member 4-like
Exons: 13
Coding region: 62-1912 (616 amino acids)
Biological process (GO): long-chain fatty acid import into peroxisome; very long-chain fatty acid catabolic process; peroxisome organization
Cellular component (GO): peroxisomal membrane
Molecular function (GO): ATP hydrolysis activity; ATP binding; long-chain fatty acid transmembrane transporter activity
Source: RefSeq, a predicted model, not a curated record